Molecule: messenger RNA, 507 nt
Organism: Paramecium sonneborni
Lineage: Eukaryota; Ciliophora; Oligohymenophorea; Peniculida; Parameciidae
Source: the annotation of a GenBank genome assembly
AUGUUAAUUCAACCUAGGUAACAGUUAAUUGUUCGAUGGAUGGAUAAAUAAAAUGGAUUAUUUGUCCAGAGAGAACUUUAAUUAAUAUAUUCAAUAUUUAAAUUAAUAGAUAAUUUAUAAUUUCUGAUUAUUCUAUUGAUGAUAAUCUAUAUAUAAUGUUAAUCUAUAUAAAUAUAGAUUAUAUCAAUAUUUAAAUCCUUUGAAUUAAUACCUAUUGUAUUAUAAAUAAAAGGAAAGUACUGUUAACUAGUAUUGUAAAGAAUUCAAAUAAAAUAAUUAAAUGAAAUAAAGUAGAAUAAGAUAUGUAAAUAUAAGUUGCAUGAAUAUGGAAGGAUUUCUAAUAUAAAUACUCAUGAUUUAUCUACAUCUAAUAAACUUAUUACUAGAAAUCAUUCUCUUAUUAUUCUAUAAUUUUAAAGAUAGAUUUCUAUUAAUUAGGUUAAUAAUCUUAUUUUUAGUAUAACAGAAUCAUUAUUACUCAAUAUUCAUAAUGUUACAGAUACAUGA